AUGGUUAAUAAUAUUCCAACCUUACGUUAUUUAGAAAUUACUGCAGUAUCUGAUACUUCUGCAGAAUUAUUACUUAAAGUAAUUGAUUCAUUUAUUUUACAAAAAGGAUUGCCUGCAAAUAAAUUAUAUUAUUUAGAAAGUGAUGGAACGUCAAAUAUGAUAG
Molecule: messenger RNA, 163 nt
Organism: Funneliformis caledonium
Lineage: Eukaryota; Fungi; Glomeromycota; Glomeromycetes; Glomerales; Glomeraceae
Source: the annotation of a GenBank genome assembly